This is a messenger RNA of Hydractinia symbiolongicarpus, 1119 nucleotides long. RefSeq lists its product as uncharacterized. Lineage: Eukaryota; Metazoa; Cnidaria; Hydrozoa; Anthoathecata; Hydractiniidae. Gene Ontology annotation, cellular component: extracellular region. Bases 59 to 487 code for a protein of 142 amino acids. Gene Ontology annotation, molecular function: chitin binding. The transcript is spliced from 4 exons. The record is from RefSeq and is a predicted model, not a curated record. Gene Ontology annotation, biological process: cell-matrix adhesion.
CUCAUUCACGCAUCCUCUAAGUCAGCUAGUGUUUGACGCAGCUGAACCUACCAGACCAAUGAGACUGCAGAGCGAAUCAAAUGUUGGAGUCGCAGGAAGAUGGAUUUAUCGCGUUGCAAAACCAUUGGUUGUCGAAGAUACAGUGACUACACCACCGACUGGCACUCCAAUCGCAUGUCCAGCACCUGCCACUAAUGCAUGUGAUGGCAAACAGGGCAACAUUGUAUAUCCAAGUCGUCCAGAUUUAUUUAUCUCGUGCGUGACAGGAAGUCAACCAAUUUGUCAACCGUGUCCUAUUGGUUUGAAUUUUGUAGAAUCAUGUAACCAAUGUCUUCAGCCAGGCGUAACAGAAUGUGUUGCAACCCUACCGCCAGUAACCAACACUAUACCAACCGUGCCAUUUGACGGCUGCACUACAGAAAGAGGUAGGCGCCAUACCACGUUUUAUUAUUUCGGUUAUCAGAAUUCAAUAUUAGAAAAUGUUUAAGCUUGACAAAUAAUAGUUGUAACUUUUACUCUGUAAAUAAAUACAGGCCCAAGACGGGUUUAAGUACAAACUUAGUAUGGUAAACCAUCGAGUGUUUGUAAACAUUUAUAAAAAUUGAAAUGCCUUGUACUGUUUUAUAUAGUUAAUCAUUAAAUAUACCACAGUAAAUGAUGAGAGUCUUGUAAAAAUUUAUUUUAGCUAAUGAAUACUGCUCAGGAAAGUCGGUUGGGCAAUACGCAAAUCCUUUUGAUAACUACGAUCGAACAUUUUUCUGGUGUUAUGGUAUCGGAGCGGUGUGUCAAAACUGUGCACCUGGAACAGCCUUCUGUGCCACCAGUGCUACAUCUGGAGUAUGCAAAUAAGUUGGGAAGCACGUUUACCAACCUAACUUUAGGAUGCUCAAUCGCAACAAAUGGUGAUGCCAUCUAUAAAGUAAUUGAUGUUAAGGUGGAGGUUCAUUUCUACCUUUUUGUCAUUGCAAACAUUACAAAGAUAUUUUUAAAGAAGAUAGAUUUUUUACGUGUUGGUCGUUUUAAAAACUAAUUUAUUAAAAAAAAAAUAUUCGUUAACUUGAAAAUUUGAGGUCGUAUACCAUUAGAGUGGACUGUAACGUCAUUUGUACUUACAUUCCG